AUGGACUAUAUGAAUCGGAUAUUUCAACCUUACUUGGACCAGUUUGUGGUGAUCUUUAUUGAUGACAUUCUUAUUUAUUCUCGUACUCCACAAGAGCACGGAGAACAUCUAAGGAUUGUUCUAUCAGUACUGCAAGAGAAACAACUUUUUGCCAAGUUAAGUAAGUGUGAAUUUUGGAUGAACGAAGUGAAGUUUCUUGGUCAUGUCAUAUCACAAGGAGGAGUAUUAGUAGAUCCAUCUAAAGUCGAAGCAGUUAUUAAUUGGGAAAGACCGAAGAAUGCUUCCGAAGUCAGAAGUUUCUUAGGUUUGACAGGUUGCUAUGGAAGAUUUAUUAAAGGGUUUUCUCAUUUAGAUUUACCAAUGACUAGACUUACCCGAAAAGAAAUUUCGUUUAAAUGGGAUUCGAAGUGUGAGCAGAGUUUCAUGAAUCUGAAGGAAAAACUAACAACUGCUCAUGUUUUAAUCAUCCCUGAUCCUAGUAAGUCAUAUGAAGUGUUUUGUGAUGCCUCUAAGAAAGGAUUAGGAGGGGUGUUAAUACAGAGUGGUCAAGUUGUAACAUAUUCCUCUUGUUAG
Lathyrus oleraceus (garden pea) is the source of this 573-nucleotide messenger RNA. RefSeq lists its product as uncharacterized. The transcript has a single exon. The record is from RefSeq and is a predicted model, not a curated record. Bases 1 to 573 code for a protein of 190 amino acids. NCBI's taxonomy places the organism in Eukaryota, Viridiplantae, Streptophyta, Magnoliopsida, Fabales, Fabaceae.